Molecule: messenger RNA, 1063 nt
Organism: Aedes albopictus (Asian tiger mosquito)
Lineage: Eukaryota; Metazoa; Arthropoda; Insecta; Diptera; Culicidae
Exons: 2
Coding region: 134-928 (264 amino acids)
Cellular component (GO): extracellular region
Molecular function (GO): chitin binding
Source: RefSeq, a predicted model, not a curated record
UUUAUCGAAGUACAAAUAUUUUUCGGUCUAUAAUGAAAAACAAAAACAAAAACUAAAACGUAAACCAUUUUGAAACUAUAAAUAAGAAGGAGUAUUUCGUAGACUGGUACCAUAAGUAACGGUCUGCAUAACAAUGGAAACAACAGACUUACUUUAUUUUGCUAUAUUCAUCCUAAAUCCGAUGAGCUCCAUCGCUCAAGAAGUUCCGGGAUCACUUGUUCCUUCUUCAAAUUUGAACCCAACUGUAACCGGAUCCGGUACUACCUGCGAUGGAAGAAAUUACUAUACCACCUGCAGUGACUGCACCACGGUUCUAAGCUGUAUCGGUCCCAGUUCGGAUGCUAGAAGUUGUCAGUCAGUUUCACCUGGAAAACCAUUUUGCGACGAUGGUACCUGCUCUGCUAAUCGACCUAUCAACGGCAAUUGUCAGAUAUCUUCGUUCACGUGCACCAGCGCUGGAUAUUUUCCUGAUCCUUCCAACUGUGGCAUCUACCACUACUGUGGCCAGGCACUUGAACCUGCUUCCACAUAUCAGUGUCCCCCUAAGUACGUGUACAAUGCAGCAUCUCACAUGUGUCGCCAGAGAACUCAGAAUUCGAACUGCGUAACAGUAAAGUGCAAUAGAAAUGCACUGUUCGUACCCUAUGGAAACAGUAAAACGUACUUCGCCUAUUGUCAGUACGAUGAUGCAGCCAACAGCGUGAUCAACGUGUUCAUGUUCAAAUGUGUCGACUAUGCAACUUUCGAUGGAUCGGGCUGUGUGUUUAUAUGUCCUACACAGGGAAGCUUCGCUCAUCCGGAUCCGAGAAAGUACUACCAGUGCUACUAUUCGCAAUCGAAACUGGUGUACAGUGUAAAGCAGUGCUCGAAGGGAAAGGUUUUCGAUAACUCCUCGAAGGUAUGUGUAACGCCGGUGACGCCGUAUUAGACAUAUGGAAAUGAACUAAAAAGCAAGCGAACAGCACGGAAAUGUAAUAAAAGUUAUUUAAACAUGCUUGCAGAUUGCCUCCUGUCGAAAUAUUUUCACUCUUUUUUAAUACUAAUAAAAUAUUUGAAUUAUAGC